AUGGACGCGCGACGAGGGACGACGACGACGACGACGGGGGAGACGCGAACGUACGACGCGGCGGCGCUGGCGGCGCUGCGGCGCGAGCAGGCGACGCUGCGAGAUCGACCGGAGGACAGGGGGGGCGCGGCGGCGAGCGGGACGGCGGGACGGUCGGCGAGCGACGUCUUCGGAGGGACGAGCGCGGAGGCGUGGACGCCGCCGCCGCCGGCGCGCGAGACGGCGGGGGGGGUGGGAACGGUGAUUCCGGACGCGAAGACGAUCGCGGAGGCGAAGGCGAAGCGGGAGGCGGCGAGGGCGAAAUCGACGGCGGCGGAUUACGUCGACUUAGAUUCUAGCGGCGGACGCCGAGAGCGCGUGGCGUUUAAGAGCGUGCGAGACGGUGGUGCGCGAGAUAGGUAUGCGGGGUACGUGGAGGGUGAUAUCUUGCCGGGGAGCGACGACGAUGAGUUUGAGCGCGCGCAGUUGCAACGCGUGUUCAGGGACGAGCCGGAGAUGCGUCGAAGCGCUCGGGACGCGCGAGCGACGAUGGAGCGGGCGGGUACUGGGGUUUCGAUCGAACGAGGUGGUAUGGAAGCGUUCGAAAGUUUGAAACGCGCGUUGGAGGCAGCGGAGUCGUCGAGCGAGACGGCGAGAAGGGAGGCGACUCGCGCCGACGAAAACGCGGUGAAGAGUCAAGAGGCUUUGGCGUUUUACGAGAAGGAGCUCAAGGAUGCGAGUGAGCGAUACGUGUUCACUCAAAAGUUGCGCGAUUACUUUAGAGACGCGUGCGCCAUGCUGCACGAAAAGAAGCUCAUCUUAGACGAGCUCGAGGAGCAUUAUAGAAAAUUCCACGCGGAACGAGCGCAAGCGCUGACGCAGGCGAUGAAUGCCGAGUUCGAGGAGAGCGCGAUCGAAGCGGAAGCCGCGGCGGAAGCGGUGAACGCAGUGUUACAACGCAGCGGUUCGCAGACCGAGGCGAAGGCGACUGCGGUGACGGCUAUUCGGGACGCCGUGUUCAACGCCAAAGGUUUGCACGGUGAAAAGUUGGACGACAUGGGCAGAGACUUGAACAUCGCGAUGCGGGAAAAAGUCAAGGCGCGAUCAAAGCGACGUGAGUCGAGCGACACGGCAAUGGCGGUCGCUGAGGACGAACGCGAGGUCGGAUUGCUUCACAAAGAUUGGGCGGACGCCAGAGACGCGGCGAGCUCGAUGCUCAAGGACGCGUCAGAAGAGUUCUCGACGCUCAGCGCGGUGAAAAGGCACGCCGAGGAAUGGAAGCGCACGCACCUUGGUUCGUAUAAGAGCACGUAUAUGUCGGUCUCCGUCCCUAAUCUCUUCGCUCCUUUCGUGCGAUUGGAACUGAUUGGAUGGUCUCCGUUGUUUCCGCUCGCUGGGAAAACUGCGCCAGGCGCGUUGGACGCAAUGUCUUGGUACGGACAACUGUUCGACUACGGCGUGAUUGAUGGAAAAAUCGACGAAGGUGACGAAGAUGCGAAUUUGUUGCCCAACAUGGUGCAGCACGUCGUUUUACCGAUCGCAUCGGAGGCUGUGGAAGAGUGGUGGGAACCGCGAGAUCCGGCGCAAUCGCGCGCUCUGGCGUCUACGCUCAAGGAUAUCUUCGUCUACGUCGAACCGAGCGCGAACGAAGAGGCAAAGGAGAUUGUCAUCGCGUUACAACGUCGACUGAAGCGAUGCGCAGAGGAAUGCGCGGUACCGACGUAUUCGCCAAUAGUUGCCACGUGCGCGCCAAACGCCGCACGUCACGCCCAAGCUCAAUUCCGACUCGCUUUGGAUCUCGUUCGAAGCGCAUUCGCGUUUGAAGAUAUUGUCGACCGCGCCGCGCUUCAGCGCAUCGUCGCCGACGGCAUCAUCGGCGCCCAAGUCAUCCCUUACGUGCGUUUACAGCUCGUGGAUCCAGCCGCGUGCGCGGCGUCGCUUCAAGCCGUCGUCGACGUCCUCCCCGCCGACUGGCUCCGCGCCGCGCCGCCCGCCGUCGCGCCCGCGCGCGAUAUCAUCCGUGCCCUCAAGCAAUCGAUCGCACACAACGACCGGGUGGAAUCUAGCGCCAUCGAGGCGAUCGAGGCGAUCGCAAAGUCCUUUCGCGUGUAA
This is a messenger RNA of Ostreococcus lucimarinus CCE9901, 2091 nucleotides long. RefSeq lists its product with no specific name. Gene Ontology annotation, cellular component: nucleus. Bases 1 to 2091 code for a protein of 696 amino acids. The transcript has a single exon. Gene Ontology annotation, biological process: mRNA splicing, via spliceosome. NCBI's taxonomy places the organism in Eukaryota, Viridiplantae, Chlorophyta, Mamiellophyceae, Mamiellales, Bathycoccaceae. The record is from RefSeq and is a predicted model, not a curated record. Gene Ontology annotation, molecular function: DNA binding.